This is a messenger RNA of Daldinia vernicosa, 2682 nucleotides long. Its product is annotated as glycoside hydrolase family 37 protein. The transcript has 8 exons. Bases 560 to 2590 code for a protein of 676 amino acids. The record is from RefSeq and is a predicted model, not a curated record. Lineage: Eukaryota; Fungi; Ascomycota; Sordariomycetes; Xylariales; Hypoxylaceae. Gene Ontology annotation, biological process: trehalose catabolic process. Gene Ontology annotation, molecular function: alpha,alpha-trehalase activity.
GUCCAGGAACAUCUCUCGUAGCUAAACUAUCUAACCUAGGUCCUGAGGUAAUUAUACGUAAUGAUAUUACACGUCUAGAUUGGAUAUUAUUACCUAAUAACCAUAUGAUGCGUUCACCUAGGUAGAUACAUCCAAGUUCCCUGAAGCCAUGCUCGGUCUUAUUAUUUGGAGGCUAUAUGGGUAUUAUCCCCACAUCCAAGCUUUGUCUUCAUCAACGAAUGACCUUUAAUGUCCCAGUUAACAUGACGAGCGACUAUAAGAUGACAUAACGGUGCCUAUUUGCCCAGCCUGCCAGCCGCUACUCCAACCGGGGUAUAAGCAGCCAAGGCAGGCUGCCCUUGCUCUCCCCACAAACAGAAGAUAGCUUUCAAAGUUUUCCAGGGCUUCCAAGUUAGAUAGUGUUUAGUGUACCCCAACAGCCAUGCAGUCUGGCUGACGGUCGAGGUACUGCAAGAAUGUCUAUAAAUAUACCUACGAGGCUCUCCCCAAGUUGUCGUGUCGUCACGCCGAGUGCUUUCGUUCUUACUCCCACAUUGUUCGACUUGUGAUCCUAUAAAGUAUGGCAGGCCUACGGCGCGUAACGGCGGCAUUAGCUUUCAUCUCGUCUCCUAUCGUCUAUGGUCUCUACCAGAAUGGCUCGUCCUUUUCGCCUUGCGAUUCCCCUCUCUAUUGUCAAGGCGACGUCUUAAAGCAGAUCGAAUUGGCUCGGCCUUUCUCCGAUUCCAAGACAUUCGUAGACCUGCCGACAAAAGUGCCCUUGGACAAAGUUCUUGCCGCCUUCGACAAGCUCGCUAAGCCUCUCAGUAAUAAUACAGAGCUUAACGAUUUCUUAUCGACUUACUUUGGUCAGGCCGGGACCGAGCUAGCUCAGGUUCCUAGAGACCAGCUCGAGACUAAUCCUGUAUUCCUGGAUGACAUUGAUGAUUCUGUGGUCAAGCAAUUUGUACAAAAGGUCAUCGAUAUAUGGCCCGAUUUAACCAGGACUUAUGUGGGUGCCAGCAACUGCACGGGAUGUGUCGAUAGUUUCAUUCCGGUCAAUCGCACUUUCGUCGUCGCCGGUGGGCGGUUCAGAGAGCCCUACUACUGGGAUUCGUUCUGGAUUAUAGAAGGUUUGCUAAGAACCGGUGGCAGUUUCACUCAGAUCUCCAGGAAUAUCAUUGAAAAUUUUCUUGAUUUCGUUGAGCAAUUCGGAUUUGUUCCCAAUGGUGCACGCUUAUACUAUCUAAACCGCUCCCAGCCACCCCUCCUAACACAGAUGGUUAAGACUUAUAUUGACUAUACCAACGACACGAGUCUCCUCGAACGCGCGUUGCCUCUACUCAUCAAAGAGCAUAACUUUUGGAUAGAGAACCGCACAUUAGCAAUCACGUCGGGUGAUAAAACCUUCCAUCUUGCGCACUAUGAGGUCCAAAACACUGAGCCGCGACCAGAGUCAUAUCGCGAGGACUACAUUACGGCCAACAACAGGUCAUAUUACGCAGAAUCCGGUAUCAUUUAUCCCGAAUCGCAUCCUCUAAAUGAGAGCGAGAAAGCCGAGCUCUACUCUAACCUUGCCUCGGGCGCUGAAACAGGAUGGGAUUAUACCUCGCGAUGGAUUGCUAACCCAUCAGAUGCCGCCAAGGACGUUUAUUUCCCGCUACGCUCUCUCAAUACAAACAAUAUAGUCCCUGUAGACCUGAACUCGAUACUAUUUGCCAAUGAGAUGGUCAUUUCAGGCUAUCUAGGCAAGAGUGGCGACAGCCCGCUGGCUACGGAAUUCGAGCAGCUAGCUAAGAAUCGCUCAGAAGCCAUGUAUGCGCUGAUGUGGAACGAUAAGUACAUGAGCUAUUUCGAUUACAACCUAACCUCAGGAGCGCAAGACCUCUACGUACCAUCGAACGCGGACACCACCCCGGCGGAGAAAGCAGAUGCCCCCGAAGGCUACCAGGUAUUCUUCCAUGUCGCUCAAUUCUACCCCUUCUGGCUAGGCGCAGCUCCUCCACAACUCCGGGACAAUCCCCUAGCCGUGAAGCUCGCGUUCCAGCGCGUUUCCGACCGAGUCUCUGAGAAGGCCGGUGGCGUUGCUGCCACAAACUAUGUCACCGGCCAGCAGUGGGAUCAACCGAAUGUCUGGCCACCACUGAUGCAUGUGCUCAUAGAGGGCCUACUCAAAACCCCGGCAACUUUCGGAAAGGAGGAUCCUGCGUACCUUGAAACUCAGGACCUUUCUCUUAAGUUGGCGCAGCGCUACUUGGAUAGCACGUUUUGCACGUGGCGUGCGACAGGCGGCUCUACGGAUGAGACGCCGAAACUAGAGGGACUUGGUCCGGACGACGAGGGAAUUAUGUUUGAGAAAUACGCUGACGAUUCGACCAAUGUUGCCGGCGGAGGAGGCGAGUACGAAGUCGUCGAGGGAUUUGGAUGGACGAACGGUGUGCUGAUCUGGGCGGUCGACACGUUUGGCAACAAGCUGAAGCGGCCCGAUUGUGGUAACUUGACGGCAGCGAAUAUCGACCGGAAGUUAAGAAAACGGGGUUCUUCCGGUCAGCGAGCGGUUGAGUUGUCCCCUUAUGACGCUCGGUGGGUAGCAAAUCUCCGCCAAGGACGAUAAAGGGGGUAAGGUGUGUUACAUCAUCUAGCAUGUUAGAAUAUGAGUCUAUAAACAUACGGGUGCUGUAACGUAGCAUUAUAACCUACCUACAC